UUUUUCUCAAUUAAAUUUACCUUCGGAAAGGUCUUGAUGUCCAACACAUUUCAAUGCUGGGAGUGAAAUAUUUACGAAUGAGGCGAGAUGGAGACAGACUCUACUCCAGCUGAUCACCUGUCAGAAGAUAACAUCCAGACAACCAUUGGACAAAUUUGUCAGAAACUGGAGUGCAGCGGUGACGAUUGUCUAUUUCUGCGGGUAUCGGAUCGAGGAACAACCUGCUCUAAGCUUGGGACAAAGAAUGCUUUGUUGUUUGUUCAGACCCAGCCACAGCUUGUACAGGAGUUCCAGAAGUUCUGUUCAGGAAUUUAUUCCACCUUGGCUGCUUCUGUAAAAUGUGAAAGAGAUUUAGAUGUUGCAGAGGAUGCUUCCUUGGGAACAAAGACACUAUCGAGGUCCAAAAGUCGAGCAGAUUUAGGAGACAGCGGCCAUGAUGAAGUCACAGAUGAAUUGGCCACCAGUAAACAACAAACAGUGUUGUCAACAGAAAAAGCUAAUGGUGGAACAACACACACGGGGGAAAGAACAGGCAGAGACAAUGGAACAGCCACCUUAGAGAGUAGAACAAGGAGUAACAAAAACAGAACAUCUAAGGAUAAAAUAACAACUUUUAACAGUAAGUCCACUAACUCUAAAACGCCAACAGACAUCGCUAGUAAAAAGAGAAAAUCUGAAGUGAGAAAAGAUGAUGGAACGGAUGGUAAGAACGAUGACAAGGAUGACUGUGGUGUGGUUAAUACCUCAGUCUGUGUACCCGAGAGGUUAGACAGCAAUGGUUCUGAAGCAAGAACACGACCAAAACGUAAAUUGUGUACACCAAGCAAACUAAGCUUGUAUGAAACAAACUUCAGGAAAGGUGGUGAAAGUUCUUCAAAUGUUAAAAAUAGUGUAGAGAAUUCCACUCCCAUAGGAAAAUCUCUCAGUGUAGUUAGAGGAAAAGUCUCAAAAAGUUGCAAAACUGAAUCUAAUGUGCUUGUAAAGGAAAGCAAGGAACCUAAAAUUAAAGGAAGGGACAAUCUUAGUCAGAAAAACAAACAGUCUGAAGUGUUAUCUAGUGAAAACAAAAAGUCAAGGGCACCAUCGGGUAGAAAUGAAAUGAAAUCUAAACCCGAUGAAAAUGAAACUUUAACAGAAAAAGAUGACGCUGUAACUGAUGAAGAUGAAUUUGAAGAGGUUGAUGAUGAUAAUGAUGAAGAUUAUGUUGUGGAACCUUCAACAAAAUCACGUCCAGACAAGGAUUCACUUUCUAACAAGAAAAGCAUAAAGUCUCUGAAGGAAAAAUGGAGUUUAAAGUGCAAGAAGUGUGAUUCAGUCUUUGGUCACCGCGGUACCUUAAACCGACAUCUUCGGAACAACGUUUGCUCAGCUACCGUUUCCAGGAGAGGACCAAAAAAGGCCAGGUUUGGGAAUCAGUCUAACACAGGAAUAAAAGAGGUGGGGGUUGAUAGGAAUGUGAUUGAAAGUAAAGAAAUAACUUCAGAUUUUAAGUGUGAAGAUUGUGAUACUUCAUUCAAGUCAAGCCAAAGUCUAAAGAGGCACCUGAAUGAAAAUGGCUGUGAUACAAAUAUGAAAAAACAGAAGACUAUGGAUGAUUCAAAAACGGGUGAUGAAGACAUGGGGAACGUGGAAGAGAAUUCUGACAUGUUUGAGGGUAAAGAUGUGCAUGGUGGACAAUCAAAAAGGCUGGUUAAGUGUGGUCUGUGUGGGGCGCUCAUCCUACCCCGAGGCAUGAACAAACACCGUGUUAGUAAAUCAUGCAGGGCGAAAAAGAUUAAAAGGAAAUUGAGUCCCGCCUCAAACAAUAAAGAAAAGGUUUCUGAUGAGGCCUCGGACCAAUCAACAGACAGGGUCGCAGAAAUUGAAGCAGAUAAAUUGAGUCGUUUGUCGGCAGGAAGUGAAAUUAUCAUUGGAGGUGAAAGGUCAACAAUCAAUGAUGAAACAUCAUCAAAUAUUGUGGAACUAUCUAGUAUCAAAAUUGAAAAGGAGGAUACUGAGACUGUUGCCUCGACAACGGACAACCCUGCACCAGCUGUCAUCACAAAUAGACGUCGUCAGAAAGGCACAUUCCAGUGCGGUUCGUGUGAUUUUGUAUUUUCUAGUAAAAUAACUCUAAAAAGACACGUGAUGAGUGGUUUGUGUCCUGGUGUGAAGCUGGAAGUGCAGACCAGCUUGAUGGAUGGUCAGGAAAAAUUCACAUGUGACACCUGCGAAAAAAUGUUUGUGUCUUCCAUUGAAUUCCUACGUCAUCGCCAGCGCCAUGUAAUGACCCCGUCCUCUGGGUUCACAUGCACUGUGUGCGAGGCUGACUUCCUGUACGACUGGGAGCGUGUGAGACACAUGGUACGAUGUCAUAAACUAAAGGGACCCAUCGACUGUUUGGUUUGUCUUCACAGCUUUCGUAACUAUUUGGAAUAUCGCACUCACAAGCGAUACUGCAAAACAACAUUGAAAUGUGAAGGGGAGACCACUCCGAGGCAGACAACUUCAGGGGAUAAAGAGAAUGUAAACGCAGGGAUAAAUAACAAUAAUAGCUUGAAGUCUCAUGAUCAGGAAAUAACCUCAGAUAGUGGGAGAGUUAACCCUGAUGAAGGGGAGAUAUCUCAGACGGAUAAUUCUGACAAGAAAGGGGAGAGCACUGGUGAGACUUCUUCAGUAAACAUUAAAGUGAGGUUGAGUUCGGGCGCUGUCAUAUCUGUUAGGGAUACCAUGAUUAAGAGUAGCUAUGUUGCUGAUCUUAGUGAUUCUAUGGACAUUGAUGACAGCCAUGUUAACCGUGAGGCUGAUGAUGUAUCUAGUUCUCUUACAGAUAAUUCCACUGCUGGGACGCAGGCUUCUUCACAAGAUACGGAAGCUUCCAAAGGUGAUACAAGCACUACCGAAGGAGAUGCGUCAUCUUCUACUGUUGUUCAAAUGAAUUCCCCUGAAGCUACAGAGGGUUCUUCUGAAGCUGCAAGGAAUCUGUCAGUAGUAUCGGGGAAUUCCCCUGAAGCAACGGAAACUACCUCGAAAGAAAACGCAACAUUGGAUGAGGAUAGUACUAGUAUCAUCUGUACUCGGUGUCAUAAGGAUGUGCGAGGUUUGUUCACAAAAGAUGCGGGAAAAUAUGUGUGUAAAAUCUGCCGUCGAACAUAUGUCAACAACUUUCAGUUGACUAAGCACAUGGCCACGCACACGGCUUCGAAAUUCUACAGCUGUCAUCGUUGUAAUAAAUGCUUCACGGAGACAAGAUAUUUACAGCGCCAUCUCAUGGACACUCACCGUGAACGAUACAGCAUUUGUCGGUUUUGUUGUGCCCUGUUCAGCACUCGUAGCGGACUUACACAGCAUCUGAGGCAAAAACACCCGACUCAGGGUGAAACCAGGUGUCGCCUCUGUUACAAGGAGUUCUCAGACAAGAUAGCCUGCAUGGAACACGAGGAUAGACACUACAGAGAAAGGGCUCGCCAGUAUGUUUGUGAUAUAUGCGGUAAGAUGUUGCAUAACAGACAUUCUCUGUCACUUCACAUGGCAUGGCACAACGACUUGCGGCCAUUUGUCUGUGAGGUGUGUCAUAAAGGGUUCCGAACAAAAGUCAAUCUGCUCGGCCAUUUGCCAGUACACAGUGGCGUGAAGGCAUACCAGUGUGAGAUUUGUGGUCAGUGCUUCACGUUGAAGGAGACACUCCGUCGGCACAAGAGAACUCACAUCAAAGACAAGAAGUACCAGUGUAAACAGUGCGGAGUUAAGUUCCGCAGCACGGACGGUCUGAAUGGUCACAUGGUCAAUAGUCACCUGACCGUCGAUGACAUCAGCAGUCUCAAGUUCAAGGUACGGCAGUGCGAUUUGUGUGGAAAACUUUGCAGCUCCAAGCAGAUUUAUGAGCGUCACAUGACAACGCACACGGGUGAACGCCCAUUUCACUGCCAAUAUUGUCCACGGAGCUACAGUCUGAAUACACUCCUGCUUCGUCAUGUUCGUACCGUUCACCAGAGGUCCGAAGUCCACACCUGCCUCAUGUGUCACUGUCAGAUAUCGUCCCGAAGCAAGUGGCGGCGACACCUACGUACCAGAAAGCACCAGGAGCGGUGUGGGGAGAAGGGCAUCACUAUUGAGCCUGGCGAGGAUGGAAUGGUGGAAGGCAUUCAUUUCAAAGUAAGUGGACCAAAAAAGAUAACUAUUGCCUCUACUGAACGGGAAGCGACAAUCGAAGUACCAAAGACACGAGAUCAGAAUGUUGAUUACCUACAACAUAUCUCAGAAGAUGUCGAGGAUUCCGCAUACAUACAACAAAUUACGGAGGAAGUUCACGACUCGGGUUUCAUACAUCAAAUCACCGGCGAAGUUCAGAACUCUGAUUAUAUACAACAGAUCACAGAAGUAGUUCAGAGCUCGGAGUACGCACAGGAAAUCAGCGAAGAAGAUCAGAACUCGGGCUACAUAGAACAGAUAGCACAGGAAGUACAGACGGUUUCCAGGGGACAGAAUACCACUGUCAUGCAGAUUGUGUACGGAGACCAAAGUGAGUCGCAGACAGCAGUAAAUAGCAUUGUGGAGGGAAACUCUCUACAGAAUGUUGUGUUCCUCAAAGUGGUGUCAUAAUCACAGAGAAACUGGUAAAAAAGGGACUCUAAAUGUUAUGUACCUCACAUCUACGAUAAUACAGGGGUAAAACUCGCUUACACUCUCUGCACCUCUGGGAUAUGUCGCAGCAAAAUCCAUGGCCUCCCUUUGAUGUAUGUACUAUCAGAUAAAUCCCAUGGUAGUGUAACAGUAAAUUGACCUGCUUUGAAAUAAGAUUUAGUUGUCGCUCUAGCCUAGAGAUAGCUAGCUGCAUCCCUUCAAUUUUUUGAUGACAUGUUCCAGGAGUGCAGAGAGUGUAAGUGACAUAACAUAUAUAUGUAUCUUAGAGUGUUGUCAUAGAAACACUGAUGGGGGCAGACUUUGUAGAAUGCUGUGCAAGCUUAUCUGGAGAUGCUGUCAUAGAAAUACAGUUAACAACUAAGAAUUACCAUAAGUAUGCUGAUAUUCCAAUUGUACUGUUUUUCACUUAAAUUUUCAUUAUCUUACAAAAUGUAUACGGGUUAAUGUUACUAGUCAAAACAUUUAUGAAGAUUCAUGAGGGGUAAACGAAAAUAGUGAAACCACUCAUAUUUGUCAGAUAAAAGACAUGAUCAAGGCCUGUAAUGUAUAGUUAUAAUUCUGCAUUGACAAGUAUAAACAGUGUAAUCGUUUGUUAAGUUUAUAAUGUAAAUAUCCAACAACUGAUGUUAAGACUUGAUGUGCUGAGCUAAAUAUCUUGGUUUUGACUGAUGAUGUUGUCACCUACCAUAACAAUUCAAAAUGAUGACUCUGCUAAAGCACCGUGUAAUUGUAAGUUGAUCAUAGACCAUACAUUAUGUACUAUACUGGGAAAUCUUGGCCCGGUCAAACUUUCGUCCUUGCUGGUAAUAUUCGCGGAGUGUUAAUUCCGCCCUCCAUAUGUGACUGCUAUGUAUAUUGCAUAAUGUUUAGUCCUGUUGGCUGUGAUGAUAAUUCCACCCUUGUUUUGGAGGACGAAAAUGGCAAAAAUUGAACUGCAGUGAAAAUUUUCUAGUAUACAGUAAUAUAAUGAUAUCUAUAAAUAUAAAUAAAGACACAAUGUCUUUUAUUCUUUUUCAUGUUAUAAAUAUAUCUCUUUAUCUAUACUGUUCUGUCAGUGGGGUCCAGUUAAGCUAUAAUGUCAUUUAUCCAGUCAGCCUUUGGGAAGUUACUUAACAUAUAACAUGUAUAUACGGUAAACCUUCGGUCAGUUCGAACAAAAUCAAAUAAAUAUUGAUGAACCUGUUCUGAUUAUACGAAAUUAUGCUUCAGAAAAUAAGCGUGAGUUUGAACUAUCGGCAAAAAUUUCGGCAAAGUGUUAAUCAAGUCACAAACAUAUACCCGACAUAUAUAUCCAAUGUAAGGUCGAACGUAACAACAACGGCCUGGCAUAGAACAAUGGCACAUUUAUAAAUGGGUAAAAUGAUAGUAUAUUAUUUAAUUCGAUGUUAAUUGAUCAUUAAACUUUCUUCAUUUCGAGAUAAUUAUGAUCGUUAUUGUGAAGCAGAUGCCAUUGUGUAGGCCCCAAAACAGUACAUGUUUCAUUUGUGACACAAAAGUUAGACUACCUAGUUUGUAUCAGAUACCUUAAUAUGGAGUCUCUGUGUGGUUAGGUUUUAUUUGAAUCAUUUUAUUUUUUAAUUAGGUAAUGAUGACAGUUAACGAUAAAGUCACAGUAUUAUUUUUUACUGUUCAUUUAAACCAAUCUAGGUCUCUUAUUUUCAAUUUAAUGAUGAGGCAGGAAACAACAUGUAUUGUUGAAAUGGGAGUAUAAGGUUUAUCAAAUAAUAUGCUGUGUUAUCAAGCGAAUAUACCCAUGUCAUAUUUUUACCUAUCAGCCCUGUGAUUGGUUGAAAGUUUCAAUUGUUUCAAUUGUGAUGUCACGCCUAGGACAAGUACAUGACGUCAUAGACUUAGGCACUGAAGUAAAAAUCGCGGCUUUUUACAUUUCAAGGUUGCAUGAAAAUUGUCGUUUUACAUGAAUAAAUGCCACAAAUUUUGAUUAUGU
This is a messenger RNA of Mizuhopecten yessoensis (Yesso scallop), 6568 nucleotides long. Its product is annotated as zinc finger protein 91-like. The transcript has 5 exons. Gene Ontology annotation, molecular function: zinc ion binding; chromatin insulator sequence binding. NCBI's taxonomy places the organism in Eukaryota, Metazoa, Mollusca, Bivalvia, Pectinida, Pectinidae. The coding region runs from base 88 to 4581 and encodes 1497 amino acids. The record is from RefSeq and is a predicted model, not a curated record. Gene Ontology annotation, cellular component: chromosome. Gene Ontology annotation, biological process: regulation of transcription by RNA polymerase II.